Molecule: messenger RNA, 648 nt
Organism: Argentina anserina (silverweed cinquefoil)
Lineage: Eukaryota; Viridiplantae; Streptophyta; Magnoliopsida; Rosales; Rosaceae
Exons: 1
Coding region: 1-648 (215 amino acids)
Biological process (GO): protein ubiquitination
Cellular component (GO): cytoplasm
Molecular function (GO): ubiquitin protein ligase activity
Source: RefSeq, a predicted model, not a curated record
AUGGCUACUGAGAAUUGGCAAGUGGUGAGUGGGAUCAUCUGCAACACAAAGUACCUGGGUAAAGUUCAACCCACAAUCGAGCUGCCUAAUACCAAAUUCUUGAUGGAUUUCAAGAUCAAGAUUGUGCACGUCUCGUCUCGCGAUUUGGAGGGUGAAGAUGAAGUUACAGAAACAAGGACCCACUGCCCCAUCGAACUGGAGUACAAUCCACAGAGCAUGUGGGUUGCCAUAAAUCAUGAGCUUCAAAACCUGCAAGUUCCGAGCAGGGUUCGGGAAGUCGUUGAAGAUCCAAUACUCAUGGGCACAAGAGUGGCACGAGCCGCUAGCGCUUACUACGAUCGCAAGUAUCUGCAUAUGGAGGUGGAUAUCGAAUUUCAGCUUGGUGAUUUUGAUGGUAUUGGUGACUAUGAACCUUUGUUUGUGCCGGCAAGUGAAGUGUCUAUUAGCAAACUGGAGAAUACAAAAAUCGAAGAGUGUCCAACAAUGUGCACGGUUUGUGUGGAGGACAUGAUGCUUGGUUCGGAAGCGACUCGUAUGCCUUGUUCACAUCUUUACCAUGAGAGUUGUAUUGUAGAGUGGCUGCGGAAAAGUGGGGUUUGCCCUUCCUGUAAGUUCCGCAUGCCUACAGAGGAUGAUAACCAUGAUUGA